GCGCCCCGCCCCCUUGGCCUGCCCACGUGGUUUCCCGACCCGGAAGUGCCCGGCGCCCACGUGGUGGGCGAGGAAGAUGCCGGAGCCGGGGCUGAAAAUCAACGCGGGCUUCGCGGCCCGCUACGGGCGCUACCGGCGGCGGGAGGAGCUGCAGCGGCUGCAGGAUCGCUAUGGGGCCGACACGGGGGCCGGUGAGGAGUCCAGCUCGGAAUCGGAGGAAAGUGGGGACGACGUGGAGCUGGAUCCCCUGCAAGACAGAGAUUUCUAUCGCACUCUGGCCCUGCUGAAAACCAAGGACCCCAGGAUCUACGAGAAAGAUGCCACCUUCUACAGCCAAGCAGAUUCCUUGUCAGAAAGGGGGAGGGAGGUGGCCCUGAAGAGGAAGGAGAAACCCAUGUACCUGAAGGAUUACGAGAGAAAGGUGAUCCUGGAGAAGGAAGGCAAAUACGAGGAGGAUGAGGAGGACGAGGAAGCAGCAGCUGAAAGACGGAAGAGAGCCGUCUCCCAGAGCUACGUUGAGGAGCAGAAGCGAAUCAAGGAGAGCUUCCAGCCGUUCGUGGCAGACAGCGACGGGGAGGAGAGCGCGGGGGAAGGCGGCUCAGCCCUGCUGCAGAAACGGAUCAAGAGCACGGAGGAGAUGGCGCGCGAGCAAGAGGGCUAUAUCAGCUGGCUCAAAGGGCAGGAUUUUCCCCCGGACCAGCAGCUCGAGGACCUGGCCCCGCUGAAGGAGUAUUGGAGCAAUCCCGCACUGGACCCCGGGGAGCGCUUCCUACGUGACUACAUCCUGAGCAAGGGCUACAGUGGGGAGGAGGAGGAGGAGGAGGGAAGGGACCCUGGGGCCGUGUCCCCCCUGCGGCUGGAGGACUCCUCGGACGAGGGGGAGCUCUUCCUCAAGAAGCAGGAGGAGUUUGAGCGCAAGUACAACUUCCGCUUUGAGGAGCCUGACGCACAGCUGGUGAGGACUUAUCCCCGGACCAUCGCCAGCUCGGUGCGCAGGAAGGACGAGCGGCGCAAGGAGAAGCGCGAGGAGAUCAGGGAGAGGAAGAGGAAGGAGAAGGCCCGGAAGCAGGAGGAGUUGAAGCAGCUGAAGAACCUGAAGCGCCAGGAGAUCCUGGCCAAGCUGGAGAAGCUGCGGGAGGCAACGGGCAAUGCGACCGUCGGUUUCGGGGAGCAGGACUUGGAGGGGGCCUUCGACCCGGCCGAACAUGACCGGCUCAUGCAGAAAUUCUUCGGGGCCAAGUAUUAUGGGGAGGGGGAGGAGGAGAAGCCGCAGUUCGAGGAGGAGGAGGGCGUGGAUGAUGGCUGGAACUGGGACAACUGGACCGGCCGGGACACAGAGGGGGGCGAGUGGCCGGAGGAAGAGGGGAGCUACGAGCCACACUGCGAGGACCCCAACUUCGUUAUGGAUGCAGAUUAUGACCCCCAUGUGCGGCCAGGCCCCCCCUGGAAGCGGCAGAAGGAGGCGCCGACAUUGCUGGGGAAGAGGAAGCUCAAGACGCAGUUCACGGAGGCUGUGGAGCGGAAGAAGCCCCCGUUCGACCCUGAGGCGGGCUCCUUUGAGCAGUACCUGGAUGAAUAUUACCGGCUGGACUACGAGGACCUGAUCGGCGACCUGCCCUGCCGCUUCAAGUACCGCACCGUGAUGCCCUGCGACUUCGGCCUCAGCACCGACGAGAUCCUGGCCGCUGAUGACAAGGAGCUAAACCGCUGGUGCUCGUUGCGCAAGACCUGCAUGUACAGGUCGGAGAAGGAGGAGCUCCAGGACAAGGCUGCCUACAUCCGCAAAGCUCAGAACACCAGCAAGAAGCAGCAGAUACUCAAGUCCCUCUCCGCUGCCAGCACGGAGGAGGCCGGCGAGGCUGAGCCGCGGCCCAAACUGGGGAAGAAGCACCAGGACAAGACGAAGCAGCAGCAGCUGGAGCAGGAGCCAUCUGGCGCUGGCCUAGCUGCGCGCCAAGAGGAUGAGGGGCCCUCGGUGCCCACGGCAGGGGCCCUCAGCCCCACCCUGUCCCCUGCUGGGCAGCCCGGUGGUCUGGCAGGGACGGCCUCCCCUGGGCCCCAGGCCCCCGCUUCCAAGGCAGGGCCGUGGCUGAAGCGGCGAGGCCGGCAGGGGCUGCUGCUGGGCGCCAGGGUGCGGGUGGGUGGGCGGGAGUUCAGGGGGCAGAGGCUCCAGGCCUAUGGGCUCAAUCCCCGGCAGCUGCACUGGCGCCAGCUCCGCCGCCACAAAACGAAGCAGCUGCCGCAACAGACUCAGCGGGCAGAGGCGCCUGGACGCCAGGGUCCCGCGGGCAAAGCUGCCCGGGCCUGAGCACGGAGAGAGCCAGUGGCUUGCGUGGCUGGGUGCCAUUGCCUGGCAGCUAGGGGAGAGGGGCCCCAGGCCUACCCUGGAACUGAGUGUGGGGGGGCAACUCUCACCCCUCCCCAGCAGCUGGGGUCACUACCCCUUCCUGCUACCAGAAGUGGGCUUGACACCUGUUCUGGUUCAGUGCCUCAGUUUCCCCUGCUGGAGUAGGUGCACUGCGGGGUGGGGCUUAGUGUUUGGUUGCAGAGAGUGGAGCAGAGCCUUUCUCUCCAUCAGUGCUGCUGGGCCUUGUUCCCUUUUUUACACUGAUUCUGAAAUAAACCUGGCUCGAGUGCUCUGACUCCCUGAGAGCAGCUUUCGUCUCAGGACCGCUGGGGCUGCCGGUGCCCAUCCUGCCAGGGCCAGCUGCGGCUCCCCCUGGCCUGCCUCCCCCAGAGUCUGGGGGAACGCAUUCAAACUCUGCUGCUUAACUAAGGAGGUCUGUGCCCCCAGCCCAGGAGGAGCCAAGCCCUCCCCUGGAGGGAGAUGCUGGCUGCACAGGGCUGUCCACUCCUCAGGCCACGGGGAUUGUGGUUGUGGAGGGUUAGGCUGUGGGGCCAGGUCCCACUUUGUGCAUCAGGCUCUGGGCUGCGUUGGGUGAGUGCCAUCCCUGGGGCUGACCCCCCCCCCCCCCACAGCAGACCAGGAGCUGCCUUUGCUUUAACCCAAGGACUUAGCCCUGGCAGCUGGUGUCCUCGGGGGAACCUGCUAAUGCCAUGUGGAGCCAAGUCUCCUACCUGCCCUAAUUGGGGGUGGGGCAGUGCCUGUUUUUCCUGAUGCAAAAUUGCCUCUCGGGGGAGCAGAAAGGCCCUGGGGUGGGGGUAGAUCCUGCUUUUCUCCAGCUCCCUUCAGGGGCACAGGGAGUCGUGGGCAGUGGGGUGGGGCCCUGAGGCAGCGUUACACAAAUUGGCUCCCAGGGCUGGGCGGGCCCCUGGUCCUGCACUGUCAACCUGGCUACUUUAGGCAGGCCUGGCUCUGGUCUGGGUUUGGGCAGCCCCUGAAUGCCUGUGGCUCCUAGCUGCUGGUCCCAUACUCCCCUGCAGGGCCCAGGCCUGCUGCUACUGCUCAGCUCCUGGGGCACAGCAGGGCAGCCUGGGCCCGGCUAGUACCCAUACUGCUCUGGAGCCCAGCUGCCCUGUCCCUACCAGCACUGGCUGGGAGGAGGGGGCCAUGCAAGGCUGAUGGUGCUGCCCAGGUGACCAAGGCUGGAGCUGGGCCCUGCCUUGCCCCUCGGUGGCUGGGCCAUUGCUUGUCUCCCUCCGGGCUGCAGCUAAGCCCCUGAGCCGCCUUAGCAGGGUGAUGCGAGGCAGCCCUUGGAUUUCCAAGUGGUUUAAGAGGCGGUGGCAGGCAUUGGUGGCCCCAGGCUGGGCACAGAGCAGCAGGAGUGUGAGGAGAUGGCCCUGGCUUGCUGCUGCCACUCGGCUGGGCCAUGGCGGUGCCGUGCGCUGCUGCUGGCAGGACUCCUGCUGCUGCUCCUCCGGCAGGCGGCCAAGCAGUGAGUAUCUGGCACCUGUGGGGUGCAUCAGGGGAGCUUCAGCAAACCGGGGCAGUGGGGGAGUCUGCAGGGGCUGAAUGGGGCUGUUAGCAGGAGCAGGUGCUGGGCUAUGGGUACCCUGUAAUUCAGUGCCCAGUUCUUGCUGUGGGUGAAGGCUCGUAGUGGGCAGGCUGGGAUGAGACACCCCCCCCCAA
Molecule: messenger RNA, 4030 nt
Organism: Dermochelys coriacea (leatherback sea turtle)
Lineage: Eukaryota; Metazoa; Chordata; Testudines; Dermochelyidae
Gene: KRI1
Product: KRI1 homolog
Exons: 19
Coding region: 77-2308 (743 amino acids)
Biological process (GO): endonucleolytic cleavage in ITS1 to separate SSU-rRNA from 5.8S rRNA and LSU-rRNA from tricistronic rRNA transcript (SSU-rRNA, 5.8S rRNA, LSU-rRNA)
Cellular component (GO): nucleolus; 90S preribosome
Source: RefSeq, a predicted model, not a curated record